Molecule: messenger RNA, 997 nt
Organism: Pelagomonas calceolata
Lineage: Eukaryota; Pelagophyceae; Pelagomonadales; Pelagomonadaceae
Source: the annotation of a GenBank genome assembly
GGGCGCAGAGCACAGCUCGCCAGAACACGCAGACUCGAAGAUCUGGGCAGUGUGGCUUACCAGGGCUUAUCAGGGCCUGCACAGGUUGCCAGCACAGCAGCUGAUUGGCAUCGAUGGCGGACAGCAGCAGCGGCGACGGCGCAGAAGAAUCUAGAGAAGAGCUAAAUCAGCGGCUGCACGACGCCGCCGAGGCGGGCGACGUCGUAAAACUACGCUUAGCGAUCGCCGCGGGUGCCGACGUUGACGCCUUAACGAAAAGGGGCCAUCUCAAGAUGACGGCCCUUUGCUCCGUCGUCCGUGCCACUCGGGUGAAACAUAAUCGAGCCGUGAAAGGGAGGACGGCCUGCGUUCGGGCACUCCUCGAUGCGGGGGCGUCGGCGUCCGCGGCCGUAGUAUUCUUCGACUCUGGUGACAGUUCGGACUCUGAGGAGGAACAGUUCGGAUGGACGGCGAUGCACGAUGCCGUAUGUUCAGGACUUAACACAAUCUGUAGACUGCUAUUGGACGCCGGUGCGGCUUUGAACACGCGCGAUUUUGAUGAUACAACGCCGCUUCAAUAUGCCGCAGGAAACGGGCACCACAGAACUGCCGUUCUGUUGCUCUCGCGAGGGGCCGUAGCAGAGGAGGGGAAGUACGAUCAAUUUCUCCAAUUUUCUCCAGGGUACCUCUCGAGAAUCGAGCGAGCGGGCAGCUUCGCAAACUACCAGAAGCAGCAGUGCAAAAAACUCACGGCGAUGCUCGCGCCGAAGAUGGACCACUUGCUGCCUCCGGAGCUCGUGUCCCACGUCAUCACGUUCUGGGGCCAUCUCGGGUGGAAGUGACGCGGCCGCGGCGCGCGUAAGGUGACGCCGUCGCCGCGGCCGCGCGUUGUGCCCGCGCGAGACAGCAUCGCGAGACAUUGCCGCCCGCGCAGUGUGUAGAGUGUGUAAAAACUAAGCAAUUUAAAAUGCGGCGGGCAGGUCCGAAGGGGACCCACGCGCGUCCUCCACCAGGACCU